UAGGUAGUCUGAGGAUGGAGCAGGAACUCAGCAGGACCCCGGCCAGGGACCUGGACAAGUUCAUAGAGGAUCACCUCCUUCCCAACACCAACUUCCGAACUGAUGUCAGAGCAGCCAUCAACACAAUAUGUGAUUUCCUGAAGGAGAGAUGCUUCCAAGGUGCCGCCCACCCUGUGAGGGUCUCCAAGGUGGUGAAGGGCGGCUCCUCCGGCAAAGGCACAGCCCUCCGGGGCAGGUCGGAUGCCGACCUGGUGGUGUUCCUUAACAAUCUCCACAGUUUUGAGGAUCAGUUACAGAGACGGGGAGAGUUCAUCCAGGAAAUUAAGAAACAGCUGUACAACUUUCAGAGAGAGAGAGACAUAUGGGUGAAGUUUGAGGUUCAGAGUUCAUGGUGGUCCAACCCCCGGGCACUCAGCUUCAAACUGAGCUCUCCUCAACUCCGGCAGGAGGUAGAGUUUGAUGUGCUGCCGGCCUAUGAUGUCCUGGGUCAACUCAACUACAGCAAGCCUGACCCCCAAAACUAUGCUGACCUCAUCAGGGAAUGCACGUUUCUGGGGAAAGAAGGAGAGUUCUCUGCCUGCUUCACUGAGCUCCAGAGAAACUUCCUGAGGAACCGUCCAACCAAGCUGAAGAGUCUCAUCCGCCUGGUCAAGUACUGGUACCAACUGUGUAAGGAGAAGCUGGGGAAGUCACUGCCCCCACAGUAUGCCCUGGAGCUGCUCACAGUCUACGCCUGGGAACGCGGGAGCGGAUUCCCAGAGUUCAACACAGCCGAGGGCUUCCGGGCAGUCUUGGAACUGGUCACCAAGUACAGGCAGCUUCGAGUCUACUGGACAACGUAUUAUGACUUUGGAGACCAGAGGGUCUCCAGCUACCUGCACAAACAGCUUAGAAAAGACAGGCCUGUGAUCCUGGACCCGGCUGACCCAACAGGGAACGUGGCUGGUGGGAGACCAGAUGGCUGGGGGCGGUUAGCAGGAGAGGCUGUGGCCUGGCUUCGGUACCCAUGCUUUAAAUCCUGGGAUGGUUUCCCAGUGCGCUCCUGGGAUGUGCCGGUGGAGGUUGAUUUUCCAUAUCUGGAGGUGGAUGAGAACUGGACUUGUGUCCUCCUGUGAGCACAGCAGCACCUGCCCAGGAGGCUCCGGAGUCAGGGGAUGUGCUCCUCUGAGCAGGCCUUGACCAGAAAGGGCAGGAUGCUGCCCACAGGCCCCAGUGACAGUGUCCAACCUGGGGUCAGAUCCAGGCUCCUGAGCCCUGCCUGCCCACACCUCCAUCCUGCAUCACAGACAGCCUUCCUCACAGCCUGCUUCAUCUUCCUCAUCCUCUGACUGUGCUCUCUGGGGGACAAGAGAUUCAGAAGGGAGGGGAGAACUCAAGCUUGACUUCUGUCUGUUGGACAGUUCUGUUGGAGGGUUCUGUCCAAUUUCUGAUCAAUAAACCAUAGUAGAUGCUA
Molecule: messenger RNA, 1453 nt
Organism: Phodopus roborovskii (desert hamster)
Lineage: Eukaryota; Metazoa; Chordata; Mammalia; Rodentia; Cricetidae
Product: 2'-5'-oligoadenylate synthase 1A
Exons: 7
Coding region: 15-1115 (366 amino acids)
Biological process (GO): defense response to virus; regulation of ribonuclease activity; negative regulation of viral genome replication
Cellular component (GO): nucleoplasm; cytosol; membrane
Molecular function (GO): double-stranded RNA binding; 2'-5'-oligoadenylate synthetase activity
Source: RefSeq, a predicted model, not a curated record